ACAUUUUCAUCUGGCUGUUAAGAACAGUUGGACUGUGUUAUUGUUUGUCUUAAAGCGGGAGAACAUUAAACAAUAAUUGUGCGGAAAUUAAAUUUAAAUAAGAUGCCUGAUACUCUGGAGGACUCGGAUCCUUCUACAAUAUCAUGCAUAUGCGUGGAAGGGCAUGCCAAUGCGCUGGCAUUGAAUAAGGAUCACAACCAAAUUGCAGUGGCCGGGCGAAGCUUGCUUAAGGUUUAUUCAUUUGACAACGAUGGCUUCACCGAAGUGUGUAAUAUGCGCGGCAAAAACCAAAAUCUCAGCUAUUCGGCCAACGAUGUGGCAUGGAGUACACUGGAUAACAAUAUAUUAGCCACUGCGGCAACCAAUGGCGUCGUCUCCAUUUGGGAUUUGUCCAAAUUCGGACGACAAAAACAGUCGCUCGUCUACAAUGAACACGAACGCACCGCACACACUGUCACCUUUCACAGCAGCGAACCCAAUAUAUUAAUAUCUGGGUCACAGGAUGGCACCAUCAAGUGCUUUGAUAUUCGCUCCGAUAAGUCGGUGAACACAUAUUUCAGCAACUCCGAGUCGGUGCGCGAUUUGAAGUUCUCGCCACACUCACAGAAUGUGUUCUCCGCCGUCUCCGAGAACGGAACCGUUCAGUUGUGGGACAUGCGCAAGUGUGACAAGUGCAUGGUGCAGUUUACGGCGCACAGUGGUCCGAUUUACACUUGUGAUUGGCAUCCCACUCGGAAUUGGCUGGCCACCGGCAGUCGGGACAAACAGAUCAAGGUGUGGAACAUGGAUGGACGCGCCAGUCUCGAAUAUACCAUUCACACCAUCGCUGUCGUGAGUCGGGUCAAGUGGAGACCCGAGCGCACUUACCACAUUGCUAGCUGUGCGCUCGUUGUGGAUUACAGCGUCCAUGUGUGGGACAUACGACGUCCUUAUAUACCAUUUGCCUCAUUUAAUGAGCACACAAAUGUCACCACGGGUAUUGCGUGGCAAGGCAGCGAUUCGCAUUGUUUACUCUCUACUGGCAAGGAUUCCAUCAUUUAUAAGCAUGCGUUUAAGGAUGCCACGCGACCAGCAUUGAAAGCGAAUGCUCAGGGUGCCAGUUUGGGCAGAAACGGCGACAUUUCGUUUGCUAACAAAAUCAAGGAAUAUGCCACGAAAUCAAGCGGCGCAUCCAAUACCAAAACCACCAACUUCAUAAGUCGCCGAAAAUCUAAUCAGCCCGGCAACAUGCAAUUCCAUCUGGACCAUUCCAAGAUGUACAUGUUUAUGCUCAAGAAUAUGAAUAUGGAUUCGGGUACUGGCUAUCCGGCUCACGAUACCACAACUGAGUUGCGGGUGCAUGAAUGCUUCAUUGGCUGCGCCAAAGAGCUGCUGUUAAGCGGCAAGAAGCUGGCUGAGCUGUGCGAGCACAACGCCAAUGUAUCCAAGAAAUACGGCAAACAUAAUGCCACCACAUUGUGGAAUUUUGUUAAGCUUUUCUAUGGCAGCAAUCACUUUGAGCAACCCUUCGAGCACCGCUCGUCGUUCUCCAACCAAAAGAAUCCCAUGAGUUCGCGCCGUGCCACACAAGUUGCCAGCGAUUGGGCGCCACAUGAAAUGGGCCAAGACUUAAAUGGCAACAGCCAAGAGGUGGCACAUGAAACAGCGGAUGCCAGCGAAGAUGGCGAUGAGCUUGGCGGCGGUGGCAAACAGCAACCACCUCCGACCAGUUCAGUGAUACUCUCCGAGACGCAAAUCAUCAGCGAGAUUACGUUUGAUAACUUUGAACUGUUGCGCAAUGGCUUUAUUUACGUGGGUCCGGCGGAUGUAACCAAAGCAUUAGCCUUGCCUGACACGGCGCUGCAUCAUGAUGUGCAAGCAGCGCGUCCGCAGCUGGACUUGAAGGCAUCCGAUCAUGAGAAAUCGCCGCCGCCGCAUGUGCCCAGCAUUUUGAAAGUGAGUCAUGUGCCACCGAUACCCAUGUGGGAGCCACAUCAAUUUGUGGCCGAUGCUCUGAUGCUGCAGAACGAUGUGGGCGAUGUGCAAACCGCUUUAAUUGUGCUCAUUGUAUUGGGAGAGGCACGCAAGUUGCUACCAAUUGAAGAUGCCGUUGUGGAACACUGGUUUCACACCUAUGUGGAUCAGCUGCAUCGUUACGAGCUGUGGAACGAAGCCUGCGAGGUGAUCAACCGUGCCUGGGUGCGUUCAGUGCGUCAGCUAAAUCAACACUCCACUGUGAUGCACACGAAUUGUGGCGAAUGUGGUCGACCCCUUGGUGGCAAUGUUGGCUGGUAUUGCGAUAAAUGCAAGUCGAUGCAGUCGGCCAAAUGCAGCGUCUGUGGCCUAAUUGUGCGUGGCGUGUACGCCUGGUGUCAGGGCUGUUCCCAUGGCGGACACAUUGAGCAUUUGCAGCAGUACUUUGCGAAGCAUUCAAAGUGUCCCAAAUGCGGACACUUGUGUUCGUAUUCGUGACAUGUGGAUGAACCAUAAAUCCAUUCUUAAUUGUAAUUUAUAGCAAAAUAAUCAAGAUUGUAUAUAAAGCAAAAAUGUGUUAGCCAUAGAAUUGUUGUUUUAAAAAUUACUGUAUAUAUUUAUUUACAUGCAAAACGUACACAUAUACAUAUAUCUGUAGAUUGUUAAAAGCUACUUGAUGAACGUACUCUUGAAGGGCAUUAUAACAACAACCUUUAUCGCAUAUUCAGUAGCAGAAAGGAGAGAAAAAAUUAUAAAAUUGAGAGUUCUGUAAGAUUCAAAAAUAGAAUACAACCAUAUUGCGGUUGCCUUAGCCAUCUAACUAAUUGUAUGUCCUUAUGGGUGGAGUUGUUAGGAUACCAACCAUAAAGGACACCACCGCCUGCCA
This is a messenger RNA of Drosophila nasuta, 2839 nucleotides long. RefSeq names its product WD repeat domain 24 (gene Wdr24). The transcript has 8 exons. Gene Ontology annotation, molecular function: protein binding. Gene Ontology annotation, biological process: positive regulation of macroautophagy; positive regulation of TORC1 signaling; cellular response to amino acid starvation. Gene Ontology annotation, cellular component: cytosol; vacuolar membrane; GATOR2 complex. Bases 103 to 2451 code for a protein of 782 amino acids. The record is from RefSeq and is a predicted model, not a curated record. NCBI's taxonomy places the organism in Eukaryota, Metazoa, Arthropoda, Insecta, Diptera, Drosophilidae.